GCGCGACCGUUUAUUCGCGCAGCAGCUUUCAGAAAAGGAUACACUGAGGCUUCGAUCUCUGAACGGACGUUUUUGACAAUUAAAAAGUGCAUUUGUUGAGUUUAUCUAUGAAAAUCGGUUGAAAGCAACGCCCAAUCUUUUGGGUAUUUGAAAAAACUUCCUCGGUUAAUAUGCAGUCUAUCGGAGAUAAUACUCGGUGACUUCACGAUCGGUUUUGCUCUCAUUCAUUGUCCACACCUGGAGAUAAUGUGUCUCUGUGCGAUCGGAAUCAAUAUCAUGCACUAAAGUGACUCGGUUUUAUUCGGGAUAAGUACUACUUCUAUGAUCACUUUAGGUAUGAGUUUAUUACUGCAUUUAUACAUAUUUUCUCUAUCUUUUCCGAAACGUAAACCUCGCACCUAUCUCCGUUGUUUCGAUAUCGAAUCUUAGGGUUGAUUGUAUUUCUGCUCUCUGCCCUCAGCCUUGUCCUUAUACGAGGACAGCCUGGAUAAAGUUUUCUUUUCAUACUUACAACUUACGUAAAAUGACGUAACAAGUAUUGGCUUAUGACAUCAAUUGUGACCUCGCACCUAUGAAUCUGGAUUUUUUACCCUCCCUUUUUUAUCGCCAUAAUAUCGAUCUGCAUCUGCUAUUGCUAGUGUAUUAAAACAAAAAAAAAUGGCCGACAGGACGAGGAGCGGCUACCUCCCGGCGAUGCUGCAUUCACCUGGUUCAUCUGCAGGCUCUCGUGCGCAAAUAAAACGCAAAAGUGCAGCUGUCGACGCCGAGGAACUGCGGACGAAUCGCGGAACAAACACGACCAAAAGAGUUGCGCCCGGUCGCAUAGACACGACAUCGGCGGAGGAUGAUUUGUAUCCUGUAGUUGCAGCAGGAGGUGCUGGUGGUGCAACUACCGGAACAUCAUCAAGUGGCACUGGAAUAAAUCUCAUUUCCACCCCGGCUGCUCCUCCUCCGCAUUACGUCACCCCGGUGCCCAGCGCGAUGUUCACACCGUCCUCCCCGCACCCGCGCAGCCCCUUGCUCGGUAACGCAAAUCUUCAAACCAACUCCUUCCGCCCGUCUGCCGCACAGGCGGACGAUGCGUACCGGGGGCUGGUCAUGCUGUCUCAGUCGCCGUUUUACCAGCGACACGCAUCCAACAGCCAACCGGGAAGUCCGGCGAGACUGCCGACGUCCUUCCGCAUGGAUGGGUUUUCGGACGACGGUACUGUUAUGCAAGGAAAAAGCUGUGUUUGUGUAAGUGUAUUUGUAAGUCAAAGUCUGUGAUGCAGAAAAUGCAAGGCAGUUCCUUGACGUUUUUUACAUUUGGACUUUGUGAUGCCCGACUCGUGGUCCCAUGAAGUCCUCUUUUCAUGUGCUGUGUUUUCACUGAUACGAGCUGGCUAUGACAGGUUUUCUCUGUCAUGCACUGUCAUUCCAGGUAGACAUCUACACUGAUACAUUUUUUUUUUCUUGGAUAACUAUGCCGGACGGACUCAGAACCCUGUCGGGAGAUGAGCAGGAUGAUGUAGCGAUUGCAACUAGACGCACAAGCAUAGCCUCGCCCGGGCAGAGAAAUACGCCGCCUUUCGAUACCAGCAGGGAAAGCACCACCUUGCGGACGGACACCGAACAAGAUACGAAUUAUACCCGCGGACUUCGCACUAGAGGACCUGCUGGUGGACCUGCGCCAGAUAUGAUUGCUACAGGUACAGAUGCAGGAACAACUAGCAGUACAUUAGGAACCGCAAGUUUUGGUGGAAAUUUCGUCCCGCAACAUCAAACAACCACGAGUCUAAAGACAGGCGAAUUAUUGGAGGACGAACAAGUACAAGACGACUCAGAGGCGGAAUUACAACAAACCGACCCUUUACUUUCCCUGGCACGAGCCAAAACAAGCUUGCAAGUGGGAUCACCGUCGAGAGGUGGGCACCAGUUGCUACCCGAAGGAGUAGAGCCGCAGGAGCUAGUCCGGUUUUCGUCAAAAUCCACCCUGACUAGGUACCCAUCGGACCGCCAGGCGACGUCGCUGCGGUUGUUUUCGAAGAAUGGUAAGAGCGACGAGGGUACCACCAGGACGAGCUCUUAUCCAGGAGGAGCUUCUCCUGACCAGGAGGAGAGGGAUCUAGUGCUCGAUUUCCAGUGUGGCGACCAACUUGAUCUGUGCCGCCACAGUCCGUAUGAACCCCUGGACGAGUCGUUAAUGGCGAUCUGCUUGCUGGAGCUGAUCUCCGUUUCCACGGGAACGGCGGAAUCGCUGGGGCGGAAGGACUUAGCCGCGGCGGUCUGCCAUUCGAAGGCAAGAUUGGUGAUCGCGCUGUUCGUGUUGAUGCUCACGUUCUUGUUGCAGUUCCUGUUGAUCCAGGCGGUCAGUUUUCGGCUGGGUGGCGUAGACUCGAGUACGUUUGUCCGUACUAUGAUCCAGGAAAAAAGUGUCCCAGUCAUCAACACGUGAGGACUUGUUAGAAUUCAAAAUUAUAUGCACAAAGAAUUCGCUCCUGUCUACAAAUGUUGACAACGAAAACUUGUAAUGCGCAGUCGGCCACAAAUACAAAUAUGUCCGGCAUGGCAGAGGAUGUCAGUGUGGCUUGUCUUGUCUUGUCGCAAUACUAUACACUGUGUAACUGUGGAACUUCCACUUUCUUCUGUGCAUAACCAAUGUGCACAGAUUGGUACCAGAGGGGACCAGGGAUGUGACUGAGGUACUUCCUAUAGUUGCUAGUAGUUAAUAUCGAUAUCCCUUGAUGAUGAUCUUCUUGUUCAUCAUCGGGGAUUCUCCUUCAGGCUUUUGAAUUCGACUUGCUGUAUGUUUUUCUCUGGGUAAAAACAAACAGCGAUGAGGGUUUUUACGGUGUCGAGGAUUUUCAUUUUUUCCUUUGCAUUUGAUGUUGUUUGCGGAUAAUAUCAAUGAAUUCAUUAACAUGUUAAGCGAAGAGUACGAUUAAGUACUUUUAUGCAAAAAAAAUCCAUCAGAUUUUCGCCCCGCUCUCCGACGAUGACAAACAAACCUUCUGCAACUUGUCCCUCGCGAAUCCUGUCCUGACCAUCGGUAUCAACUGCAGAUAUGUGCUGGUCUUGGUCUGGAAGAAUGCAGGCAUCUGUCAUGAUGCAUUUUUAUGGACCUGCAAUAGAAGAAGGACGAUUGGAAUGCGCGAAGAGCAUGACAAGAUCGGCAAGCUUCAUCAGGGCUAGCCUGGAUCCAAAAAAUUGCGUCUUCAAGGGGUAAAAAGUGCGGAAUUUUUUUUGACUUCGCAAGACAGCUUUUUAUUCAGUCUACUUCAGACUCUUCAGCAUCGCAUUCGCAAGUUGCCAUGAGUUUCAGACCCAGAUCGAUCAUGUUUGCAAAGUGCAUAAGGAGCAUGCUGGUCGUGUUCUUGCUGCAGGCUAGCAACGAGAUCCGUUCCGCCCUUUCCCUCGGUCGCUGGGUGGCUCGCGUCUCCCAGCGAACCGAAUACGCGCCUAGUGGGCUCGGACACCUGGAUAUGCAAUACAAAUUUACCGUACAUUUACAAGAUGCAUCACAAAUUUCUCCAAUUUGGAGUGUGAAACUUGUCAUGCCAAACUGGGAUCGAAGCCAAGUUUUUCCAUGCAGAGACGGCAUUUGUAAGUGUACAGGAAAUUUACAGUGCAUACUGGAAGCGAGACCCGGGUGUUUGGUAAUCGUGGGGUUGACAGACACGGUGCGCUACACCUAUUCCUUUCUUAUCUUUCUGCCGCAGAUGCUAUUACUCCUUUUCCUAACUUACGCAUCGAAAAAGUACUAGUAUUGUGCUAGGAAAAACUAUCGUGUAGCAAAUGAAUAAUGAUCUUUUCAAGAAGAAAGUUGUAAUUUGUCAUGCAGAUGGGCGUUCUUUUUUACUGAUUUUAGUAGAAGGCCGCGGCCGCCCUGCCAUCCUGCCGGUAGAUCACCGAUAUCAUGCAGAUGAGCCAGGUCGUUUUCGUAAUAUGGGAACGCAGAUUUGCAUUUGUGAUGCGCAUGAUUGCGAUUAGUUGUACGAGUGCAAAAAUUAGACUGGUACUUUUGCAGUGCAUAGGACGAUAUCGGGUCUGGAAUUUGUCGCCUCAACGAGCAGCCAAGAAAUUCUGGAUACGGUGGUGAGUUACUUCAUCGUUACCCAGCUGCAAGAAUUUCUCUACACGGUGUCCGUCACGCGCCGGCAGAAGGUCGAAUUAAGUAUGACAUUCAAGUACCUGCCGGUGGAAGAGAGGAAGAAAGACCUAUCCAGCUUCGCCACCGCAUUUAUACAUGGCAGAAGUAUCGCACUAGUAGUAACUGCAUCAUAUUACAAAGAAGAUGAAGAAUGGAUAUGGAAUUUGUAAUGCUGCUGUAUGUAAUUCUAAUUUGGAAGCCGAAGCUGUAGCCCGCCCCUGGUGGGAAGGGAAGUCGUGAGAGGGGCCUUGUGCCCAGAUGCGCUACUAGAGGUAGACGCAUCAAAUCGCGCAAACUAAGCGGCAAUACGCCGCUGCUCCUGGCGAGUGAAGAAGGGCGGCGCCCGCAAUCCUGCGCGCGAUCCCCCUACCCCUGGUGGCUGUUCUCUUGUUCUUGAAGAAGAGCCCCGCUCUGGAAGCGGGCGAGCCUUGCAGGCUCCUGGUGAGCAGGCGAGGCGCCUCGCCGUCUCUGUUGGGUGAGAUGGUGGUGGGGUUUCGGCCGGCUUAACCUGAACAGCCCAGCGCCACACCCUGCCCGACCAGCCACUCCGAGGAAGGCCCUCGGGCGUGUUGCCGCGUCGUGUGCGAAGAGGCCCGGCAUGGCGUGCCUCUCUCGGCCUUCGGCCGUAUCAGUGGGCACGCUCGCACCGCCGUAAGCCCUAGCGCCCCACGCCGCGCGCAGCAGCUGGCGGCACUUCCCGGGGAUGGACGGAAGCGGUGGGGCCUGCGCUAUUCGGGAAAGCCUUGGCGGGCACCCCCAGCCCCCUGGCGGGGCCGGCGCCGCUCUUCUUGACGAAGGGCGCACAGCAGGGCUCUGCGCCCCUUGCACCGCUGGCGGGCAAACUGCACCCGCGCGCCGCACAGAUAGCGUCCGGCCUAAAGUCAGACGACAAUUAAGGGACGCGCCCAGGUAGCGCGAAUCGGGAUCCUUUCGCCGUAGUAUAAUCAAUCUGUGUUGCCCACCUGGUGUGCGCCCUCUGAUUGGUGCUACUAUACGGAACGAGUGCAAGAGCCGGUCUGCCAAGGCCACAAACCUCCAGCACGCUGUUCUCCUCCAGCUCUCGCCACUUGAUGUUGCGACUGCGUAGGAGGGUUACGUUUCGCCGGGCCUCCACAGCCUCGCUGUCCGGCGGGUUGCUGCAAGUAUAGCAGGGCUAAAGAGCGGGCGCCGUGUCUGUUUGAAACAAGAGCGGAUCAAAUACAAUACAAAAAGCCGAAGCUGUAGCACAUGACUUUUGUGAUGCGGAAGCAGAACACUUCAUUGCAUGAUCAAAAACAGAUGCAUAAAGUACAAGUGCGAUACUUUUGUAUCUGGGAUAGCAUUUGAGGCGUGCCAAUUUUUGUUGAAUCCGGUCAUCGUGUUUCUGAUUUACUACGUUUUUCUCCCGAAUAUUUUGGGUAGAUCGGAAUUAGAGCUGGUGAGCUUUAAUCGUGUCUGCGAGGAUCAUUACACGGAAGAAUACUACGGCAACACGCGCGGGAUCCGUUGGUACAGAAUGUUUAUGUUCUUCUCUGACGAAAACUUUAAUUGGUUUUUUAUAUUUGCCGCCCCUUUCACAGUUGUCUUUGUGCUGGGGUUCAUAGGUUUAGGGAGAUAGAAGUAAGAACUGGGCUAUUUGUAUGGCUGACUGGUGUCGAUUUCUUCACUAGUACCGCAGAUAUAAAAAUUCUUCACAUUCUCGGACCUACCUAGCAACCCUUUUAAAGCAGAGGCUUUUUAUCGCUCACCUUGUAAGAAGCACGCGCGUCACUCUGAUGCUUU
This is a messenger RNA of Amoebophrya sp. A120, 5890 nucleotides long. The record is from the annotation of a GenBank genome assembly. NCBI's taxonomy places the organism in Eukaryota, Dinophyceae, Syndiniales, Amoebophryaceae.